This is a messenger RNA of Austrofundulus limnaeus, 2967 nucleotides long. Its product is annotated as U2 snRNP-associated SURP motif-containing protein. Gene Ontology annotation, molecular function: RNA binding. The transcript is spliced from 24 exons. Bases 147 to 2720 code for a protein of 857 amino acids. Gene Ontology annotation, biological process: RNA processing. Gene Ontology annotation, cellular component: nucleus. NCBI's taxonomy places the organism in Eukaryota, Metazoa, Chordata, Actinopteri, Cyprinodontiformes, Rivulidae. The record is from RefSeq and is a predicted model, not a curated record.
UUGGACGACGUGCAGAUUGAGCAGCUGCAGCGUGAAUCUUCUCGCAUCUUGGUGGCUUUUUUUUUUUUUUUUUAUGACAGACCCCUUACGUCGUAACCAAAAUAAUGAAGCAUUAGCGUAGGAAACGAGUUUGCCCAAGUUUGAGAAUGGCAGAAAGAAAGAGAAGACCGUCUGCUCCAAUCAAACCACUCAGCAAAAAAGAACAAGAAGAGCUGAAGAAAAAGGAAGUAGAGAAAGCAGCUGAGGUCUUUGAAGAAUUUGUGGCAUCAUUUGGAACCAGUGACCAAAGCAAAGCAAAGACUUUUGUGCGAGGGGGAAUAGUGAAUGCAACUAAAGAGGAGAAAGAAGCAGAAGACAAGAAAAGUAAGCUGUACCGACCCACCUCAAAGUUUGUCCCUGUGUCUCAAAAUGUUCCACCAACAUCGUCUGCUGAAAGCAAGAAGUCUGUAUUUAAGAAAAAGACAGAAGAAAAGAAGAAGAGCAAUCUUGAACUUUUCAAAGAGGAGCUUAAGAUAAUACAAGAAGAGCGUGAGGAAAGAUAUAAAAGGAAGAAAAGUGAUCCAGGUGGAGGAAGAGAUGGAGGACAUGAUUAUCUUGACAUUCCUCUGCUGGAACAAUCAACACUGUAUGACGACUCAAAGUGGAAAGUUUCUACUAACCUUUCCAUUAAGUGCCUUAGUCCCAAGAUGAACGAAGAGUUGCUCUGCAGAGAGUUUUGCAAAUACGGCCCCCUGGCCAGUGUGAAGAUCAUGUGGCCCCGAACCGAGGAGGAGCGCUGUAGACCUUCCAACAGAGCCUUUGUGGCCUUUAUGACGCGAAAAGAUGCGGAGCGAGCCAUGGCUGCUCUUGAAGGUAAAGUGAUUAUGGGCCUUGAAAUGAGACUAGGAUGGGGCAAACCGGCUCGCAUUCCAUCUCAGCCUCUGUACACGCCAGUUAGGCUGAAAGCAGCCCCUCCRCCCUCAUCUGGCCUGCCUUUCAAUGCUCAGCCAAGGGAUCGCUUGCGCAAUACUUUCACAAAGUCCACGGCCAUGUCUAAAGCAGAGCUCGCCAAGACUCUGAACGAUGCCGUAGUCAAAGUGGUUAUCCCAACCGAAAGGAAUCUGUUAGUCCUUAUUCACAGGAUGGUAGAGUUUGUGGUGCGUGAAGGUCCCAUGUUUGAAGCCAUAAUAAUGAACAGAGAGAUCAACAAUCCAGAUUUCAAGUUCCUUUUUGACUGUAAAAGACAAGAUCAUGUGUACUAUCGCUGGAAAUUGUUUUCUAUCCUUCAGGGAGAGACCCCCACUAAAUGGAGGACGACGUAUUUUCGAAUGUUUAAAGGGGGCUCCCUGUGGAUACCACCCAUUCUAAACCAAUAUGUUGGCCGGUCAGAGGUAGAGGAACAGGCUGUCUAUGAAGAGGAGGAGGUGAAGAAGGGGCAGCUCAGAUCUGAUCACAGAAAGAAACUGGAGACACUUCUUGAAGAUCUGACUCCAAGCAAAGACAGUAUUGCCGGUGCCAUGAUGUUCUGUCUCGACCGGGCAGAUGCUGCAAAAGAAGUGGUGGCCCACGUCGUUGACUCUUUUUCUUCACUUCAAACGCCACUUCAGAAGAAGAUUUCUAGAUUGUACCUCGUGUCCGAUAUCUUGUACAAUUCAAGUGCCAAAGCAGCUGGUGCAUCAUAUUACCGUAAAUUUUUUGAAGUAAAGUUGCCACAAAUAUUUGAGCAUCUUAAUGCAACUCACAAAAAUAUACAAGCCAGGCUGCAGGCAGAACAGUUUAAGCAAAAGGUCAUGAAUUGUUUUCGUGCAUGGGAAGACUGGGCCAUAUAUCCAGACUUUUAUCUAAUCCGACUUCAAAACAUCUUCCUGGGCUUCGCCAAAGCUGACAAGGCGACCAAGACGACAGAGGAAGCAUCCUGUGAGCUCGAUGGUGCACCGAUAGAUGGGUUACCUUUAGACUCAUCUCCUGUGGAUGACAUCGAUGGCUGCCCCAUGGGUUGGGACCCCCUGGAUGGCGCUCCUGUUGAUGACAUAGAUGGGGUACCCUUGGAAGAGAGCAGUCUUCCUCCCUCUGUAGUGCCUUUGUCUAAAUGGGAGAAAACCAGUGACGCUGGGACUUUUUCUCAAGCCAAAACUGAGUCUAAGUGGGACACGGUGGGCAAUCAAGAUGAUGAAGAUAAAGUGAAUGUUAGUUGCAACUUUCAGGAUGAAGACGAUGGCUCAGAGAGUGACAGCAGUGCUGACUCCUCAAACGCACCAAACUAUGACAGUGCAGUUUUCCAGAGCUCACUUAAAAYUUUCCAAAUGACUGAAAGUAAAAGGAAGAAGCUGAGAGAAUUGGAGGUAAAGGUUAUGAAGUACCAAGAUGAGCUGGAAUCUGGCAAAAGGCAGCUAAAGUCUGGGAUGGGCAUACCGCAGCAAGUGGAGCACUACAGACACAAACUGCUACAGAAGGAGUUUGUAAAAGAUGAAGAAAAGAACGAGAGAUCAAAGUCCAAAGACAGGCAGAAAGAUGACAGGCGGAAGAAAGAUAAGAGCAAAAAAAAGGAUGACAGCGACAGAAGAUGGAGCAGCGAUCCUGCAGACCGGCUUCAAAAGUCAAGAAGCAUCUCUCCAUCAAGAAUAAAGUCUCCUAAAAAGUCUAAACGCUCCAGAUCACCAUCUCCAAACCAGAAGGCUGACAAAUCCAGAUCACGGUCACCUCAUCGCUCACACAAGAAGGCUAAAAGGAGCAAACACUGACUCGAGUCUGGAUGUUGGACCUCUGCAGUCUUCUGUAGACCAACAUGUUUGUUGUCUUGGUCUCUGUCCAUGCAACAUUCAGCACUAUCCUUUGUGAAGUUUGAACACUGUAACUACCUGUGUAUAUGUAUAUAAAUUGUUAGUUUUUUUUUUUUUUUUUUUUAAAACAUGUUGCUGCAAACAAACACUAAAUAAAUUGUUGGUGAUGAUUUUGUGUGAAAGACGACGCAUAAAAAAAUUAGCUCAA